GGUGCAAAAUGGCGGCAGGAGGCGAGGAAGGGCGAGCGGCGGAGCCAGAGCCGGAGCCGGCGGCGGCGGCGGAAGAGCCACGGAGCUUCAAGGACCUGGGAGUGACAGAUGUCCUGUGUGAAGCUUGUGACCAGUUAGGAUGGAAGAUGCCAACAAAGAUCCAAGUUGAGGCUAUUCCAGUGGCUCUCCAAGGCAGAGAUAUCAUUGGACUGGCAGAAACUGGCUCUGGAAAAACAGGAGCCUUUGCUUUGCCAAUUCUUCAAGCACUGCUGGAAACACCUCAGCGAUUAUUUGCUCUUGUCCUCACACCAACAAGGGAGCUGGCCUUCCAAAUCUCAGAGCAGUUUGAAGCUCUUGGAUCUUCCAUUGGUGUCCACAGUACGGUUAUUGUGGGUGGAAUUGACACGAUGUCUCAAUCUCUGGCCUUAGCCAAGAAACCACAUGUAAUAAUUGCAACCCCAGGCCGUCUAGUUGAUCAUCUAGAGAACACAAAGGGCUUCAACUUACGAGCUCUGAAGUUCCUAGUGAUGGAUGAGGCUGACAGGAUCCUUAACAUGGAUUUUGAGACAGAGGUGGAUAAGAUACUAAAAGUGAUUCCUCGAGACAGAAAGACAUUCCUGUUUUCUGCUACCAUGACCAAGAAGGUUCAAAAACUCCAGCGUGCUGCUCUGAAGAAUCCUGUUAAAUGUGCUGUGUCUUCCAAAUAUCAGACAGUUGAAAAACUACAGCAGUACUACAUUUUCAUCCCCUCCAAAUUCAAGGACAGCUACCUGGUUUACAUCUUGAAUGAACUAGCUGGAAACUCUUUCAUGAUAUUCUGUAGUACAUGUAACAACACUCAGAGGACUGCUCUACUGCUUCGCAACCUGGGGUUCACUGCCAUUCCCCUCCAUGGGCAGAUGAGUCAGAAUAAACGCUUGGGCUCUCUGAACAAGUUCAAGGCAAAGGCACGUUCUAUUCUGCUGGCUACUGAUGUUGCAAGCAGAGGUCUGGACAUCCCACACGUAGAUGUGGUGAUAAACUUUGAUAUUCCUACACACUCUAAGGAUUACAUUCAUCGUGUUGGGAGAACAGCUCGAGCUGGGAGAUCUGGCAAAUCUAUCACCUUUGUCACACAGUACGAUGUAGAGCUGUUCCAGCGCAUUGAACACCUGAUUGGCAAGAAGCUGCCAGCAUUCCCCAUGCAAGAGGAAGAAGUUAUGAUGCUGACAGAGCGUGUGGCUGAGGCCCAGAGAUUUGCUCGAAUGGAGCUGCGGGAGCAGGGAGAGAAGAAGCGAUCUCGCAAUGAUGAUGAUGACACAGAAGAAGCUAUUGGUGUCAGGAAUAAGGUGGCAGGUGGGAAGAAGAAGAAAAGGAAAGUCUUCUAGUUCACUAUUUGGACAGACUUUUUUAUGGCUGCAUGAGCUCGGCAAAACCAGUCUACCAAGCCACCUCCAGUGGAUUUUUUCAGAACUGCUUAGGAAAUUGGGCAGUCCACCUGGAAAGCAACUUCCUCUCUUCUGCUUCACCAGUUACAGACUGAGCUUGGUCCAUUGUGGUACCAUGGGACCAGUCUUCCUUUCAGAGACACCACACCAUCACCUCUGGACCUGAAAGUAGCUGUGGUCUGGCCCUGCUCUUUCACAGAGAAGUGCAGUGUGAAUGCAGCUUUCCCACUGCUGCAGCCUGUUUCACUACCCAAAGUCACCAGGUGCACCUGGGGUCAGAUAGGUCUGUCAGAAGAAAGAGAGGAAAAAGUUAAAAGUAACUGCGUUUCCACAGCACAGCUGUGAUGCCCUUGCCUUAGUGAAGGGACAUGUGGUGUGGAGAAUUCCAAAUAUAUUUUGCUUAAUUUUAAAGCUACCUGGUUUUCCUUGUCUUAUCGCUGCCAUGUUCUGCUCAUUUUGAGUGUCAGCUCUGCCAGAAGGUUUUCUUAGGUCAAUCUUGGCGAUUCAGACGUGACAUCAAUACCUUAGAUGUGUCAGCUGAAGAGUGGCCCAGCGCAGAGAGAACCUGUUUCGGCAGGAUUAGGCUAUUCACUGCCUGGAAUUCCAUCCAGAAUCUGUAAUGGUUGGCAAGAUCAAGAAGAGGUUUGGGGUUUUAUUUUUUUGUGGCUGAUUCUUGUAGU
Molecule: messenger RNA, 2107 nt
Organism: Haliaeetus leucocephalus (bald eagle)
Lineage: Eukaryota; Metazoa; Chordata; Aves; Accipitriformes; Accipitridae
Gene: DDX47
Product: DEAD (Asp-Glu-Ala-Asp) box polypeptide 47
Exons: 12
Coding region: 9-1367 (452 amino acids)
Molecular function (GO): nucleic acid binding; RNA helicase activity; ATP binding
Source: RefSeq, a predicted model, not a curated record